GUGUGGUUAGAAUAAUGUUCUCUUACCGUUGGGACGGGUCCAGUGGUGGGACGCGGUCCAGUGGUGGGACGGGUCCAGUGGUGGGACGCGGUCCAGUGGUGGGACGCGGUCCAGUGGUGGGACGCGGUCCAGUGGUGGGACGCGGUCCAGUGGUGGGACGCGGUCUAGUGGUGGGACGCGGUCCAGUGGUGGGACGCGGUCCAGUGGUGGGACGCGGUCCAGUGGUGGAACUCGGUCCAGUGGUGGGACACGGUCCAGUGCUGCACGCAGAAGAUUCUAGGUUUUGGUUUAUACAAACGGAUCAACAUCAUGGAACACGGAAAGUAACCCAGGAGUGCUACGUUCUACUUCUAAUUCAAGUUUGA
Molecule: messenger RNA, 365 nt
Organism: Candidula unifasciata
Lineage: Eukaryota; Metazoa; Mollusca; Gastropoda; Stylommatophora; Geomitridae
Source: the annotation of a GenBank genome assembly